UGUGAAGUGACACUGGCAGCACCCCGUGCCUGUGACAGAGAUCCUGUCUCACACCAGUUUCCACGCCACUGGAGCUGUUCUAGGUUGCACCCAUCUCCCUGACAAUGAAAUCAGGCAGGAGACCCCAAGGACAUGAAAUCCAACCGCUGGGCUUGAACUCCGCUCUCAUGAAACGGGUGGCAGUCAGCCGCUGCCUCACUGAAGUCAGGGCAGGGGAGAAGUUACAGGGGAAAUAAGUCAAAAUCUGUCCCUCGUCGUGUGAGUGACCCUAGCUCCGGACAGCUCCCUGCCCUCCCCUUCCCCUUUAAAUGCAAAUUGUUGCGUGGGCCCGGCUGCUGUUGACACCGAGUCUUGCAGGGCGCUGCGCCGCUGGGAGCAGAACGGGGGGCUUUGUCUCCUUUUACUGCCCAGAGGUUCCUUGCUGCAGUGGGUUACUGAGCCUGCGACUGGCCUCAGCCUGGGGAUCGUGUUCUCAAGAUGGAAGACAAGAAGAAGAGGAGUCCGAAGCCUGCCUUAGCUCAGCCUGUGUCGUCCAGCGCUCUGCGCAAACUGCCCGUCCCCACCAGCAAAAGCACCACCUUCUCUCUGGGGCUGCCUCAUCUGCCCUCCCCAAAGCAACGGGCCAAAUUCAAAAGGGUGAACAAAGAGAAAUCUCGUCUACCUCAGCCUGGGGGCAGUGGGGGCGCAGCACUGGGGGCCCCUCUGCAGCACUCCUUCCUGACCGACGUCUCGGAUGUUUAUGAGAUGGAGGGUGGGCUGCUGAACCUGCUCAAUGACUUCCACUUGGGCAGACUGCAGGCCUUUGGGAAGGAGUGCUCCUUCGAGCAGCUGGAGCACGUCCGGGAGAUGCAGGAGAAGCUGGCGCGCCUGCACUUCAGCCUGGAUGUCUACGUGGAGGAGCUCUCUGAGGACCAGAAGAAGACGGUGGCAGAUAGUAACCUAGAUCAGCUGCUGACUAAUUUGGAAGAGCUCAGCAACUCCAUCCAAAAGCUGCACUUAGCAGAGAAUCCAGACCUGGAGGAUGCUGCCACUGCCUAGCUGGCUGCCUGAUCCCUCCAUAAGCAACAGAGGGCAGCAUUGAGGAUUCUGGAGCCAAGGGAAAGCUCCACCAGCUUGACUCUCUGUCAUGGCCCCUCUGAACUGUACAGAAAUGUAGGAGUAUAAAAGGAAGGACACCCCUAAGAGAAGGGGUUUUGGGGGUGGGAUGGGGGAGGGGCAUGUUGUCUAAUAAUUUUGUAUCAAAAUCCAGGAUUUUUAGAGCAUCCAAAAAGGCCAAACACUGUCAAGAUAACUUGAAAAGUAAACAAGAAAAUCGUAGAGGAAAAAUGGGGCAUCAGCAGUGCUGGGUUCUCUCUCCUGAUCUCUUCCCAGCUCACGAUGUGACCUUGGGCAAGUCGCUGCACCUCUCUGUGCCUGAGUUUUUUCUUCCCCCUUCUUUUUAAAAAUGGGGUUAAUGAUACUUGAGCAACCUUGUAUAAAGCUUUUUGAGAUUCCUGGAUAAAAAGUGCCAUAGCAAACAAAGCAUUGUUAAUGGGAGAUUGAAUCCCACAGCCUGAAAAUGAAAUGUUCUGUCUGGACCAUUUGAGGGGCUGUGAGUGAUAUGAGUUUGGUGGGUUUCAGUCUGGCUCCUAGUGGACAAACAGCUACAUCACAAAGCCUUGCAAAAUACCCCAGGCCUUUUGUAGAAAUUCUUUCUGUAGGGGCUGGGUAAUAUUUCCAUUCCAACAAGGAUAGAAGUGGUGGCUUUGCUAGACCAGACACCAAAUGUAAGAUGAGAGGAGUUUAAACAACUAACAUUUCUACAUUUACACACAUAUCCAGUUUUAAACAGCUAAGCUGCUCCAAUUUGACACUGAAGGUGAAUAGAUGAGUGUAUGUUUACAUGUCAGAAUGUUUUUCUAGUAGUAGAAUGUAGCACUAAAUAAUGAAAUUGUAAUGUAAAUAAACUAGGUGUGGUAUUUUGCUGUUU
Molecule: messenger RNA, 1969 nt
Organism: Chelonoidis abingdonii (Abingdon island giant tortoise)
Lineage: Eukaryota; Metazoa; Chordata; Testudines; Testudinidae
Gene: CCDC28B
Product: coiled-coil domain containing 28B
Cellular component (GO): centrosome
Source: RefSeq, a predicted model, not a curated record